Pieris rapae (cabbage white) is the source of this 4354-nucleotide messenger RNA. It is a transcript of the gene mys, whose product is annotated as integrin beta-PS. Gene Ontology annotation, biological process: integrin-mediated signaling pathway; cell adhesion mediated by integrin; cell-matrix adhesion. Gene Ontology annotation, cellular component: cell surface; integrin complex; focal adhesion. The coding region runs from base 335 to 2851 and encodes 838 amino acids. Gene Ontology annotation, molecular function: integrin binding. Lineage: Eukaryota; Metazoa; Arthropoda; Insecta; Lepidoptera; Pieridae. The transcript is spliced from 17 exons. The record is from RefSeq and is a predicted model, not a curated record.
UCACGCGUACAUCCGGCGCGGUCUGGACGUGCUGCUCUGAAUUGUAUUAAAAAAGAUUUGCUUUAGAAGAGCGGCAAAUAAUUGUUUACUUGUAAUACAAAGUUUAUGAAUAAGUGAAUUUUCGUUAAUAAUAAAAUAUAUAAUUGAAAAGUGGUGUUACUGGUUUUGCAGUUGUUCUGUGUAAAAUUACUGUAUGCCAAGUGCAGUGAGUGAUAAGAAGUUAGUGCUAGUGAAAAGUGGGUCAGUUUUCGGAGUGUGAGCUUGUGCAAUAAAUUUAUAAAAAAUAUUUUUUUAAAGUAGAAUGAUCUUACUCUGAAAACGAUACGAAAUCAAAAUGACAGCUCGAACGAUCCUGGUAUGGGUGUGUCUGCUCGGUGUGUGUUACGGUCAGCGGGCUGAACAUCUGUUGGCCCAGAAUCCAUGUUCCAGCAAAACAACUUGUAGUGACUGUGCAAGGACAGCGACUUGCGCUUGGUGCUUCGCCCCUGAGUUUAAUGGACCGAGAUGCUUCAAUCCUGCCAUGGAAGGAGGCACCGCAGGCUGUGAUGAAGCCUACAUCUUUAACCCUGAUAAUCAGCAGUCUAUCGAUCCCAUGUACAACAGAGAGUUGACAAGAGCGAAGGGCCGUAUGGGUAUUGGGAUGGAGUCGGGUUACUACGAAGAGUCUAUGAGUAGUAGUAGUAGUAGUAGCAGCAGUGGUAGUAGCGUCAAAGGCGGUGGUGGUUACAUGGCUGCUGGAGCUGGUGAAAACCUGGUGCAAAUUAAACCGCAACGUGUUAAACUGCAGUUACGUAUGAACCAAAUGCAAAAGAUGUCGUUCUCGUACGCGCAGGCGCAAGAUUAUCCAGUUGAUUUGUACUACCUUAUGGACUUGAGUAGGUCGAUGAAAAACGACAAAGAAAAGCUGAGUACUUUGGGCAGUUUGUUGUCAAGUACAAUGAGAAAUAUUACAUCCAACUUUAGGAUUGGAUUUGGGUCUUUUGUGGAUAAACUCGUGAUGCCAUACGUGUCUACUGUGCCGAAGAAUUUGAUUUCACCGUGCGAUGGAUGCGCUGCUCCUUAUGGAUACAAAAAUCAAAUGUCACUCAGCAAUGACACCGACUUCUUUGACAAAGCAGUAGCCCAAGCUGACGUGUCAGGAAACCUGGAUGCUCCCGAAGGUGGUUUCGACGCCAUAAUGCAGGCCGUGGUCUGCAAACAGGAGAUUGGCUGGAGGGAACACGCCAGGAAACUGCUCGUCUUCUCAACUGACGCUGGGUUCCAUUAUGCGGGAGAUGGAAAGCUGGGUGGUAUUGUUCAACCGAAUGAUGGGGAGUGCCACAUGGAAGACAACUCGUACACACACUCUACAGUGCAAGAUUAUCCCAGCAUUUCGCAAAUUAAUCUUAAGGUGAAAGAGCAUGCUAUCAACGUAAUUUUUGCCGUAACGGCUGAGCAGAUUAAUGUGUAUGAGCAAUUGAGCAGACAUAUUGAGGGCUCCAGCAGUGGAAUACUUAGUGAUGACUCUGAUAACGUUGUGGACUUGGUCCGGGAACAGUAUAAUAAAAUAACGUCGACAGUUGAAAUGAAGGACACGUCAAGUGAUGCAGUGCAGAUUAUGUAUUAUUCGUCGUGUUUGGGAAGCAAAGAUAAGCUCGUACAAACGAAUAAGUGUGAAGGACUAAAGGUAGGAGACGUGGUCGAAUUCUCAGCCGAAAUUACCCUGAAGGAGUGCCCCAAGGACCCGAGCAAGUGGCGACAGACAUUCACGAUAUAUCCUGUGGGAGUUUCUGAAAGUCUCACUGUUGAACUUGACAUGCUCUGUGACUGUCCCUGCGAGCACCCGGGACACCAUGCUUACAAUGACAGUCCGCUAGUGUGCAGUGGUCAAGGCAUAUCUGCUUGUGGUGUCUGCGUGUGUCAUCCAGGACGUUUUGGCAAGAGCUGUGAAUGUUCAGCUCACAGCGGAGUAUCCUUGGAACAAGAGAGAGGAUGUCGACCGACGAACGCAACGUCUGGACCACUUUGUUCCAACCGGGGUACCUGCAUCUGUGGUGUCUGCGAGUGUAAUAAGAUGGAUGAUGUGCUUAAGGUGAUAUCGGGUCCAUUCUGCGAAUGCGAUAACUUCACGUGUGAUAUGAAUCACGGCGAGAUUUGUUCCGGUCCGUCCCAUGGCGAGUGUGUCUGUGGCAAGUGCAACUGUAGGCCAGAAUACACAGGUCCCGCCUGUCAGUGCCUAAAGGAUCAGAGCGCCUGUAUAUCACCAGAGAACGGCAAGAUUUGCAGCGGAAAUGGUAAAUGUGUGUGCGGUCAGUGUGUGUGCAGUGUGGACGACGACCGACACUACACCGGCAAGUUUUGUGACAACUGUCCUACCUGCCCAGGUAGAUGUGAAGACUUUAAGCACUGCGUACUUUGUGAGGUCCAUAAACGAGGGCCGCUCUACAAUCCGGAUCAACCGGGUCGGGACUGUGGCGAGUGCGCUCUUUAUCCGGAAGUUGUCGAGGGCAAGAUUGAAGCCAACGAAACAUUGAACGAGCACUUGUGCAGUUUCUACGACGACGAAGACUGUUUGUACGUAUACGUUUAUUCGUACAACGACACACGCACCGUGCACAUACGCGCGCAGAAGGAACACGAGUGUCCCAGAAAGGUGUUCAUCUUAGGCAUAGUUCUGGGUGUGAUUGCGGCGAUAGUCCUUGUGGGUCUGGCGCUACUGAUGCUGUGGAAGAUGGUCACCACGAUACACGAUCGAAGGGAGUUCGCCAGAUUUGAGAAGGAGCGUAUGAUGGCCAAAUGGGACACUGGAGAGAAUCCAAUUUAUAAACAGGCAACAUCCACAUUCAAAAAUCCCACAUACGCGGGAAAAUAAGCGAAACAGUGAUUAUCACUGGUAGUGGUUACUAAGUCAUCAGUAUUUGAAUAUUAUUGUAAAGAUGUACUGUCAGCAAAAUAUUAUCGCAUUUAUAUUUUGUGAAAUCGUUAUUGACUAUAUACGUAUUGAUGACGGAAUCUCAUUGCUAUUUUAAGCAGUGUCAACGUUAUAGAAACUGUUUUGUCUCUUUCCGUCGAAUUGUAUCAACGUUGUGAUAAAAGGAGACAAAUAAUGCUAUUGUUGAACAGUAUAAUUAUAUUUUGUUUUUGAAGGGUUUUAUAUAACGGAUUAACCAUUAUGGUAACAUCGAUUAGUUAACGUAUUAACGCCUUAAAAAAAUGCACGCACAAAUGUAUACAUUCGUUUUAUACCCGUUUUUAAUUAAACUCAAAGCCUAAUUUAAGUUUGUUGUUAAUAAUAAAAAUAACCGGUUUGUACCCGUUUUUAAUUAAACUCAAAGCCUAAUUAAAGUUUGGUAUUUAAAAAUAAAAAUAACCGGUUUGUACCCGUUUAUUUAAAUCGAGUUAAAUGAAUCUAAAAUAGCGCUGCGUACAUACGUACGUAUAGCGUACGUUUUAUUAAUGAUCUGAUUUACAUUCGUCGAUUUUGCUGAUAGUACAAUAUAGAUGCCUUACUAUGUGCCUUUACAUUGAUCAGAAUUAUACUCCACUCCAAAAGAAUUGCGAAAUGGGUCACUAACUGGUUAUGACGUGACGUCAUUUCGCUGACACUGUCAAAUAUUAUGUCAUAAAAUAUACUUUUUUUUACGUUUUAUGUCUUUGAUUGUAUGUUAUUAUUGUGAUUUUUGUAUAUAAAAUCGAAUUCUUAAAGGCCGGUAACGCACUCGCGAGCCUCUCCGGCAUUUAGUGGCCAUCGCCGCCUGUCGGCGUAGGCGUUCUAUGAGAAAUAAAUUCUAGCUACGCCGCCAUCUUCUUUUUGCCUUAAUGUUUUUUUACUUCUACUUUAUGGACUAUUUUGCUUUGCUACCCCAUAGAGACUGUUUUUUUCUGUAUUAAAAUCCUAUCACUAAAUACAACUUUUUUUUUUGUCUACAUAAAAACCUUUCUCGGUAUCACAAGGAAUAAAUAAAAAUAAACUAGAAAUGCCGUCUUCUAAUUUUGGGUAUAGCAACAUAUUUUGCGAGACAUUUUUAUUUAUAUUACAUAUGUUUAUAUGUGGAAUCGUAUAAUAAUUUAUUGUUUGGUAUUAUAGACCAUAAAGAUCGCAUGUAAUGGUCAGAUGGUAAAUUAAAAAUACUUUAUGCGAUUUUUUUGUACUGUAAAUUUCUAACGUUUUUAAUAAAUUCUUUUGGAGUGUAGUACAUGAAUGUCUCCCAUGAUCUAAUCUCAUAGUACGCGUUUUGUACUUAUGUGUGUGUGGUUUAACGUUAGUUUUAAUUAAUAUAUUUUGUAGAUAAUAUUCACAAAGCACUGCCUGUAUUUAUUUUUUUAUAUUUCAAAAGUGUAUAGUGCCUUAAUGCUAACAGUGCCAUUACUAAUA